Messenger RNA from Cylicocyclus nassatus, 318 nucleotides. The record is from the annotation of a GenBank genome assembly. NCBI's taxonomy places the organism in Eukaryota, Metazoa, Nematoda, Chromadorea, Rhabditida, Strongylidae.
AUGCCUGUCGUACUGAAUGUUGGGGGAACGAAGUUCUAUACCUCACUCGAGACAGUGAAGAAGAACCCGGGUCCUCUAGAUAAAAGCAUCUUCGCAAAUAUGAAUGUUGUGAUAUAUCCUAAAUAUCUCCGUGAUGGUUACGUGAGAGUUGAUGGAAACGCAGCUAUCCGUGCUCAGCUAAAGCGCGAAGCUCAGUUCUAUGGGCUCGAAAACCUUGUGCAGCAAAUCGAGCGUCAAUCGCCCAUGACUAUGGGGGUUAUCUCUCCCGAAGUUCGCGAGAGUCUCCCGCCUGGUUCAUACUUCGCCACCUAUUACUAG